UCCAACGAAAAGCUUUAGUUUGCUGGAAAGCGUCCAAAAAAGUAAAUACGGAAUUCGGCAAAAUAUUUAGUAGCCGGGUUUUAGAGCAUCUCAGAAUUUGAGCGAACCUCAAGACUAACCUAUCUCCAAUGAACUGGUGAAGACCAGACAUCGCAUAAUCCCAGCAUGGAUCCCGUGGUGUUCUUCGUCGUGUUGUCCUCGUUCUAUGGCAUUUUGUACUUCUUCGAUCGCUUCUUCAAGAGCUGCAUGCACUACCCGUACGAUGCCUUCCUCAAGAACACCGGGGUGACUGUCAACUUCAUGAGCCUUCACUGGCACACGAGCGCCUUUAAUCGGACCCUCCUCCGCUGGGGAUCGGCGGGGAAUGGCUGCACCCGCCGGGUCAUGCUCACCAGCUUUAAUGCGGGUGUUCUAGUGACCUUCUCGCUGCUGCCCAUUGGCCUCAUCCUGCUCAUUGUGACCAUCUUCAGCAGUGGCGAGGCGGAUGGCUCAGGUCCAGCGUCGCCUUCCGGUGUCCAGCUGGAAAUUCUACUGCCGGGCGUUAACCUACCUCUUGAGGAGAUCGGCUACUACAUCACCACGUUGGUGCUGUGCUUGGUGGUGCACGAGAUGGGCCAUGCCCUGGCAGCCGUGAUGGAGGAUGUGCCAGUCACUGGAUUUGGGAUAAAGUUCUUCUUUUGCCUGCCUGUGGCUUACACAGAGCUCUCCAAUGACCACUUGAAUGGCCUGCGCUGGUUCCGCAAGCUUCGCGUUCUCUGCGCCGGCAUCUGGCACAACUUUGUGUUUGCCGGCGUGUGCUACCUGCUCAUCUCCACGGUGGGCAUCACCAUGUCUCCCUUGUAUGCCUACAACGAGCAUGUGGUGGUCACAGAGCUGACGAGGAAGUCGCCUUUGCGUGGAGAACGAGGCCUCCAAGUGGACGACCAAAUAACCCAGGUAAAUGGUUGUGCGGUGAAAAGCGAGGAGACCUGGAUGGCCUGCAUGCAGAAUACGCUGAAGCUAAAGCCGGGCUACUGCGUCAGCGCGGACUUUGUGCAGCUCAACGAUGAGAGCAGCGCCAUUUCGCAUCACAGCAUCGACGGGCAGCUGCAGUGCUGCGACGAGCUGAACCCGAAUGUCAGCUGCUUCGAGGUGGUGGAGGAUGCCAAUGGUGAUGUACCCGUGGAGCUGCCCCAGCACGUCUGCCUGAAUGUACGCCGCACCCUGGAGGAGGUGACGGAGCACUGCUCCUCGGGUGUCUGCUCCGAGGGCUUCUGCCUGCGUCCGCUGAUGCGGAAUAUAACUGCCAUAAUGACGUUCAAGCGUCAGAAUUUCAAUGGAGAGAAGCUGCCGCCGGUCAUCUAUGUGGGUCAUCCCUGGGAUGUCACUCGAACGGUGGGCAUCUCGCCCUUUGUGCCACGCCACUCUUUCCUGAAGGCCGCAUGGCCGGAUGCCUGGCUGCUGCUGCUCAAGUACAAUGUGGUGUUCAGCGUGGGCCUGGCCCUGAUCAAUGCCAUUCCCUGCUUCGGCUUCGAUGGCGCCCACAUCACCAGCACCGUGAUACACAGCUUCCUUGUGGGACGGGUGGAUCAGCAUGCGAAAAGGGACCUCAUCUCAGUGAUCAUCACCAGCGUGGGCACGCUGCUUUUCGGGCUGGCGCUGCUUAAGGUGGCCUGGCUUAGCUUUCUCCGACCGCUGCUUUAGAUAGAAGAAAGGAUGGGAGUCCAACUCCCUGCUAAGAUGCUAGACUGCUAUUUCACCUCCAAAAAGAAACACAAAAAACACAGCGAAUUGUAGCACCUCAAAGUCAAAGAUUAGUCGUUAGUCUUAACUCGUAUGUAUUUAUUUUUUCGUACCGGUUGUCAAGCUCAAAAAUAAAAUCAAAACUUAAGCUAA
This is a messenger RNA of Drosophila kikkawai, 1875 nucleotides long. RefSeq names its product membrane-bound transcription factor site-2 protease (gene S2P). Gene Ontology annotation, molecular function: protein binding; metalloendopeptidase activity. Lineage: Eukaryota; Metazoa; Arthropoda; Insecta; Diptera; Drosophilidae. Gene Ontology annotation, biological process: membrane protein intracellular domain proteolysis; regulation of response to endoplasmic reticulum stress. Gene Ontology annotation, cellular component: membrane; cytoplasm. The record is from RefSeq and is a predicted model, not a curated record.